AUGGCGACUAAGCGCAAGGCUGUGGCAAUGGGCUCUGGCGCCGAUGACGAACCCGUGGAUCCCUCUGAUGAGCUCGCGUUCUAUUGUUUGGGCGGUGGAAACGAGGUCGGACGUUCAUGUCAUAUCAUCCAGUAUAAGGGCAAAACAGUCAUGUUUGAUGCGGGUAUGCAUCCAGCCAAAGAAGGCUUCUCCGCACUCCCGUUCUUCGAUGAAUUCGAUUUGAGCACUGUCGACAUCCUAUUGAUUAGCCAUUUUCACGUCGAUCACUCGUCCGCACUUCCGUAUGUCUUGAGCAAGACAAAUUUUAAAGGUCGUGUGUUCAUGACCCACGCGACAAAGGCCAUUUACAAAUGGCUGAUUCAGGACAAUGUCCGAGUCAGCAACACGUCCUCCUCAUCUGACCAACGCACCUCUCUGUAUACAGAGCGCGAUCACCUGUCAACUCUACCCCUCAUUGAAACAAUCGAUUUCAACACGACACAUACAAUUAACAGCAUCCGCAUCACGCCUUUCCCUGCCGGCCACGUCCUAGGCGCCGCAAUGUUCCUCGUAUCUAUUGCUGGGUUGAAUAUCUUGUUCACAGGGGAUUAUUCGCGUGAGGAAGAUCGCCAUUUGAUCCCUGCUGAGGUUCCGCGCGGCAUCAAAAUUGAUGUACUCAUUACCGAGUCUACGUUUGGCAUUUCUUCGAAUCCCCCACGUUUGGAGCGGGAGGCUGCGCUCAUGAAAUCGAUCACGGGGAUCCUAAACCGGGGUGGACGAGUCUUGAUGCCCGUAUUUGCCCUAGGUCGCGCACAGGAGCUGCUGCUGAUUCUCGAAGAAUACUGGGAACGACACCCCGAGCUACAAAAGGUUCCUAUAUACUACAUUGGUAACAUGGCACGGCGUUGUAUGGUGGUUUACCAGACAUAUAUUGGUGCCAUGAACGACAAUAUCAAACGAUUAUUCAGGCAACGCAUGGCCGAAGCGGAGGCAAGCGGAGAUAAAAGCGCAACAGCAGGCCCGUGGGAUUUCCGUUUCGUGCGAAGCCUCCGUAGCCUCGAGCGCUUUGAUGAUGUUGGAGGUUGCGUGAUGAUAGCAUCUCCGGGUAUGCUACAGACCGGCACAAGCCGUGAGCUUCUUGAGAGAUGGGCACCUAGCGACCGCAACGGUGUAGUAAUGACAGGCUACAGUGUGGAGGGGACGAUGGCCAAGCAGCUUCUGAACGAGCCAGAGGCAAUUCCUGCAAUCAUGUCCAGAGUCUCAGCAGGGCAAGGCCGUGGGCGUGUCCCAGGCGGAGGUGACGAGGAUCAAAAGGUUAUGAUUCCUCGUCGCUGCACUAUUGAUGAAAUCAGUUUUGCCGCGCAUGUUGACGGUGUUGAGAAUCGCAACUUCAUUGAAGAAGUGGCUGCACCAGUAGUCAUUCUAGUACAUGGAGAGAAGCAUCAGAUGAUGCGCUUGAAGUCAAAGCUGCUAUCUCUCAAUGCCCAAAAGGCCACGCCGACUAAAGUCUUCACCCCAGCCAAUUGUUCCGAGCUGCGUAUUCCAUUCCGCAAGGACAAGUUUGCCAGGGUUGUCGGCAAGCUCGCAGACAUUGCUCCCCCAACCUCUGAGGAUGAAAGCCAGUUGAUGGCCGGAGUCCUGGUACAGAAUGGAUUCGAUCUGUCAUUGAUGGCAGCAGAUGACCUUCGGGAAUAUGCUGGCCUUACGACGACCACUAUCAUUUGCAAACAACAUCUGACGCUCAGCUCUGCGAGCAUAGAUCUCAUUCGGUGGGCGCUUGAAGGCACUUUCGGGGCUAUUGAGGAGGUUGGCACCCAAUCAAAGCAAAAUAUCAAGAAGGAGACGAACGGCGAUACGUCCAUGUCGGAUCCGAAGCAGGAGGAUGCGGACGAGGAGAUUCGCAUGGAGGAAAAGCAGACUUACUUGGUCAUGGGCUGUGUGACCCUUCAUUAUCAGCCUCGAACUCGCGAGAUUGAGUUGGAGUGGGAAGGCAACAUGAUGAAUGAUGGCGUUGCCGAUGCGGUAAUGGCUGUACUACUCACAGUUGAGAGCAGUCCAGCCUCUGUCAAGCAAUCUGCCAAGGAAAAGCAUCAUCAUCACCAUCACGACGAUGAGGAUUCUUUCUUGUCCCUUCAAAAUCCCCAUGCUCACGUCGGACCCGAAGAUCGGCUGGCUCGUCUUCUCAUGAUGCUUGAAGCUCAGUUUGGUUCAGAUAUUGGACCAAUUGAAAAGCCACGCGUUCCAGUCGAUCUAGCGAUCGGUACGGACGACACUACUGAAGCUAAUAAGGAAGAGCGCGUGGACGAUAUUGAAUCCGCAGAGCUGGACCGUCUUCAUGCCCUCGGUAUCCCGGUGCCCGGGCUUGAGAUCAAGAUCGACAAGCAUGUUGCGCGCGUGUGGCUGGAGACUUUGGAAGUGGAGUGCUCAAAUGCUGUACUUCGCGACCGUGUACGAGUCGUCGUUGAGCGAGCAGUCGAGACUGUCGCAGGAUUGUGGGCGCCCAGCUCUAUGCCCACCGAAGUUGUGUCUAAUGGUUCUUCCAAGAGUCACAUUGAGGCGAAUGGGCCUCCAAGGAAGGUGGCUGCAAUUGAAGCCGAGAAAUGA
Penicillium diatomitis is the source of this 2583-nucleotide messenger RNA. RefSeq names its product cleavage polyadenylation factor subunit YSH1 (gene ysh1). Gene Ontology annotation, cellular component: mRNA cleavage and polyadenylation specificity factor complex. The record is from RefSeq and is a predicted model, not a curated record. Gene Ontology annotation, biological process: mRNA 3'-end processing by stem-loop binding and cleavage. NCBI's taxonomy places the organism in Eukaryota, Fungi, Ascomycota, Eurotiomycetes, Eurotiales, Aspergillaceae. The transcript has 5 exons. Gene Ontology annotation, molecular function: RNA binding; RNA endonuclease activity; 5'-3' exonuclease activity. Bases 1 to 2583 code for a protein of 860 amino acids.